AUGCCUGGCAGCUUAGAAGAACGACACAUUAGACUUGAAGUCAUCAGUGGACACAAUCUUAAAGUCCCCUCCUGGCGCAUGCCCGCUGGCAUUUACGUAUCCAUCAAUGUCGACUCCCGGAGAUACUGGAAAUCAACUAUCGGUAUCUUAUCACCUGAUGAAUCUGUAGCGUGGGGAGAUAGUAUAACUCUAUUGUCACAUGCCUCACCUGCGUUAUCAGUGGAGAUGAGGGCAUCCUAUGAGCUUGGUCAAAUGCUAGGCAGUGGAGAAGUCGUAGGGAAGCUUCGAACAUCAUGGGAUGAACUACUCAAUCAUGGUGAUGAGCCAUUCGAUCUAAUAUUUCCACCUGUGUAUGGAGUCCACCCUUCCCUCACAUUGAAGGCCGCUGUUGUAUAUGCUCGCGAUGAUCACGACGGCUCACUCUUUGAUUCCCUCGUAGACUCUGAGAUUACUCGAGAUACAAAUGCGGGCUACGUACGAUUUGCCGAAUACAUGACGAGCAAGACGGUCUCUCACCUGAACGAUGCUAUGCGGCAUUUUCAGCUGGUCCUUGAUCAGUGUCCAAUCGACCAUCCUGAUCAUGCAGGGGCUCUCACCAACCUUGCGUUUGUCCGCUUGGAAGGUUAUAUUCAAGACCAUCUUCAAGACAUUGACAUCACUACUUCCCUCUUCCGCAAAGCCCUUGCAUUGCGUCCGCAGGGUCACCCCUUAUCCCUCUGUGAUCUCAUUAGAGUGUUAAUCUGCCGCCACAGCAAGGAAUCUGCCGCCAUCUACAUUCACGAAUCUGCGCAGCUGUGCAGCAACCUCCUGCCCCUCUGUCCAGAGGGCUCCUACCUUCGUAGUAUGCAUGUAGACAGUGUGGUCGGCUAUGUGAUCUGCAAUCUUCCAAUUGACGCGUCUGAUGAAGGCAUCCACCUUCGACGAAAUCUACUCGAGCUCUGUCCUUUGAGAUAUCAACUCCGUCCCAGAGCCCUUCACUCGCUUGCACUGGCGUUAGAAACCUGCUUCCAACAGUGUGGCAGGAUCGAUGAUAUCGAUGAAACUAUACAACUUCGCCGUGAAGUUGCGUCUCUGUGCCCAGAGGGACAUUCUGACCGUGGUGACUACUUACUCAACUUGGGCUUUUCGCCCGAGUUCGAUCGCCAAGGCAAACCUAAUGACCUUGAUGAGGUCAGCUCUUUGUACGAAGAAGCGCUGCGCCUGUGCACUGUUGUGCACCAAUACCGAGAUUUCUCAUUGGACAACCUAGGGUAUGCCCUUGUUACCCAUUUCCACAAUCACAAGGACACUAAUGGCAUCACCCAAGCUAUCAGCCUCCUUCACGAGGCCCUGACAUUGCACCCACCUGGGCAUCCACAUUGUGACACCACGCUUAACAACCUUGCCCUCGCUCGACACAAGAUAUGA
Messenger RNA from Suillus bovinus, 1407 nucleotides. RefSeq lists its product as uncharacterized. NCBI's taxonomy places the organism in Eukaryota, Fungi, Basidiomycota, Agaricomycetes, Boletales, Suillaceae. The coding region runs from base 1 to 1407 and encodes 468 amino acids. Gene Ontology annotation, molecular function: protein binding. The record is from RefSeq and is a predicted model, not a curated record. The transcript is spliced from 5 exons.